This is a messenger RNA of Capsella rubella, 1876 nucleotides long. Its product is annotated as glucan endo-1,3-beta-glucosidase 2. Gene Ontology annotation, molecular function: hydrolase activity, hydrolyzing O-glycosyl compounds. The transcript is spliced from 4 exons. Bases 217 to 1758 code for a protein of 513 amino acids. Gene Ontology annotation, cellular component: plasma membrane. The record is from RefSeq and is a predicted model, not a curated record. Lineage: Eukaryota; Viridiplantae; Streptophyta; Magnoliopsida; Brassicales; Brassicaceae. Gene Ontology annotation, biological process: carbohydrate metabolic process.
CCUCAGAAAGCUUUAACCCUAUUUUUCUCUACAUCAUCGUCCCACGCAAUUUCUCCUCUCAUUCCUUUCUUUGUGGGUUUAUAUUUAUUCCUCACAAAGUUAACAUUUUUAGACUCAAAACCAAUUCUUUUUUGCCAUCUUCCUCUGUUUCUUGUCUCUUUGGGUUAUCUUAGAUUCUCACCAAAAAAAAGUCUCUCUCUCUCUUUCUCUCUUUCCAUGGCUUCUUCUCUUCAUCUCCAUCUUCUUUUGUCUCUUUCUCUUUUAGUUCUUGCUUCAGCUGCUCCUUCCCCUUCUCCUUCUCCUUCUCCAUCUGAUGAAGGUGCUUAUAUUGGAGUUAACAUAGGGACAGAUCUUUCUGAUAUGCCACAUCCAACACAAGUUGUUGCUCUUCUAAAAGCUCAACAAAUCCGACAUAUUCGUCUUUACGAUGCUGAUCCUGGGAUGUUAGUUGCUUUAGCAAACAGUGCAAUCAAAGUUAUCAUCUCAAUUCCUAAUGACCAGCUUCUUGGCAUUGGUCAGUCCAAUUCUACUGCGGCGAAUUGGGUUAAACGCAAUGUCAUUGCGCAUUACCCUGCCACGACUAUUAUCGCCAUUUCUGUUGGCUCGGAUGUGCUAACUAGUCUCUCUAAUGCAGCACCUGUUCUUGUCAGUGCUAUAAAGAACGUUCAUGCUGCUUUACUCUCGGCGAAUCUUGACCGGUUGAUUAAAGUUUCGACUCCUUUAUCUACUGCUUUGAUUCUUGAUCCUUUUCCUCCUUCGCAAGCCUUCUUUAACCGUUCCUUGAAUGCGGUUAUAGUCCCGUUACUAAGCUUCUUGCAGUCUACAAAUUCGUACCUGAUGAUGAAUGUGUAUCCUUACUAUGACUAUAUGGAAUCAAAUGGAGUGAUUCCUCUAGACUACGCGCUGUUCAAACCGAUUCCUCCUAAUAAAGAAGCUGUUGAUGCCAACACACUUGUUCGCUACUCAAACGCCUUUGAUGCAAUGAUUGAUGCGACGUAUUUCGCUAUGGCUUUUCUAAACUUCACAAACAUUCCGGUUUUGGUAACCGAGUCAGGCUGGCCUUCGAAAGGUGAGACCAAUGAGCCUGAUGCUACACUUGAUAACGCCAACACUUACAACAGCAACCUCAUCAGACAUGUUCUCAACAAGACGGGAACUCCUAAGCGCCCAGGAAUCGCUGUGAGUACUUACAUUUACGAGCUCUAUAACGAAGAUACAAAAGCAGGAUCUUUAUCAGAAAAGAAUUGGGGGUUGUUUAAUGCAAAUGGUGACCCUGCUUACAUACUCCGGUUGACUAACUCGGGCUCGGUUCUAGCUAACGAUACAACGAACCAGACUUACUGUACUGCAAGAGAAGGUGCUGAUCCAAAAAUGGUUCAGGCAGCUCUUGAUUGGGCUUGUGGCCCUGGAAAGAUAGAUUGUUCACCUAUUAAGCAAGGAGAGGCUUGUUAUGAACCGGAUAAUGUGAUCGCGCAUGCUAACUACGCGUUUGAUACAUAUUAUCAUCAGACUGGGAAUAAUCCUGAUGCUUGUAACUUCAAUGGAGUUGCUAGUAUCACUACCACAGAUCCUAGUCAUGGUACAUGUGUGUUUGUAGGAAGCGGCGUUAAUGGUAGAAACGGGACGUCUGUGAACAUAACUGCACCAUCUGCAAAUUCGACGACGAGCUCUGGAAUACAGAACGAAUUGUAUUACAGUCGCGGUCUAUGGAGCAUUUUCACAGUGAUAAUUUUGAACGUUGCUAAUGUGUUCUUGUGAGAAGUAUUUUAAACUUUCCUUAGGGUGGGAUUGGGAGUUAGAGUUGAGAGAUCGUUUGUGUUGGAUUCGAUUUUUUGUACACAACAAAAAAACCAAGAAAACAUUCUAUUUGGUCUCU